UUAUCGAAAUUCAAUCCUCUCCUUCCACUCACGAGGAUUCCGGUCCCGCCGGCUCCGUAGACUCAAUUCUCUCCUCUAAUGGAGAGUUGUCUUCACCUGAAUGGCGCUCAAACGCGCAUUUAGUUGAAGAUAAGUGUCUCUGGCGUUCUAUCUGGAGCAGCGUUGGGAGCAUUAAUUCGCUUCGAAUAUCUGCCCAAGGGUUCACGAAAAUAAACCCCGCCACCUCCAAUAAUGAAGACCUUCAGUUGAAUGUUCUUCCAUGUGGCGAGGAUGAUUGCGUUCUUUUGCGCAAAGAGCCAGCCGAUGGAUCGCCUGAUUUCUUUUUUGUUUAUGGUUAUUUCUUCUUAGACUUGAAUAUCAAGCUUCCAUUCUCGCCUUUUAUAUGUCACAUUCUUUCUUUUCUAAAUGUGGCGCCUUGCCAACUCCAACCCAACGCCUGGGGUUUUAUCCGCUGCUUUGAAAUUCUUUGUGAACAUUUGAGUUUCACUCCGACCUACCCCUUGUUUUUCCUUUUUUAUAAGUCAGUCACCACUAAACCGACUUCGGUGAAAUGGGUUCCCCUUUUGGCCCGUAAGAACAUGAGCCGGUUCACCGCCCUUAAAAGCCAUUACAAAGUAUGGCAGAAAAAAUAUUUCAAAGUUAUGGAAUCGCCCGAGAUAAAGAACUUGUUCCGAGAUUCUGACAAUAAUCCCCUCUUCCCUUUUUACUGGACAAAAAACCCUCGCCGGAAAAUAUCCGUUUCAUAUGACGCCUUGGAUGAAUCUGAGCAAGGCAUCGCCGAUUACCUUCGCACACUACCAGUAAUCUCUGGUCAUGACUUGAUUGAGGCGUCGAAAUCCGGCACUUUAAAUCAAUUUUUUACUACGAUGGGAAAAGGCAAGGUUGACACUAACCCCUUGAAGCUGAAGGAUUACCUCGCCCAGUCUGCUGCGGCGGCCAAGAAAAGGGCCGCCGAUAAUGAACAGAAGAAAAAGAAUGAAGAUGCCUCGGGCUCUGAUACCGUCAGGGACCCCAAACGCCAAAGAACCUCAGGCGCUGCUGGUGGUAAACCUUCUCAUCAAUCAACUGGCGAGGCUUCCAAAAGGCAGCCUGCAGAGAAAAAGAAGGGACACGACGCUGUCCCGCCACCUCACCAGGAUUCAAGCUUGCUGAUUAACCGCCCGCCAACUCCAUUUAGCCAAGCUGGCACUAGCUCAGCCAUUGGUGGCGAGGCACCUCCCCCCUUGCUGAGUUUAAAUGAUCCUCACUUCAACGGCACGGUGGCAGGAAUGGCCCAGUGCGUGAAAGAAGUGAUUUCAGCCAAGAAUCGUCUCGAGAAGAAGGCAGCCGAUUAUAAAACCGCCUAUGAGCGAGCUAAGGCUGAUGCUGAGACCGCCAAUAAGAAGCUGACAUCUGCUGAGGAAAAGUGCACUAAGUUAACUGUUGAUCUGGCGGCUUCUGACCUGCUUCUUCAGAAGACCAAGUCUCUAAAAGAAGCAAUCAAUGAUAAGCACACUGCUGUUCAAGCCAAGUGCCAAAAACUGGAAAAGAAUCAUGAUAACUUGCAUGUUGCAACAAUAACUGUAGAAUGA
Lotus japonicus is the source of this 1571-nucleotide messenger RNA. RefSeq lists its product as uncharacterized. The record is from RefSeq and is a predicted model, not a curated record. Bases 579 to 1571 code for a protein of 330 amino acids. NCBI's taxonomy places the organism in Eukaryota, Viridiplantae, Streptophyta, Magnoliopsida, Fabales, Fabaceae. The transcript is spliced from 4 exons.